AUGGGGGUUGAAGAAAAUGGUGAGGUCAUGGGCGAUGAAAUGAUCGCAGUAGAAGGCGAAGAAGAAGAUCUUGAAGACGAAGAAGCACUAGCAUCACCCAACCAUCCCCUCCCAAACCUUGACCCCCCGCCCUCCCACCUCCGCGAGAUUAGCACCCUUGCUUCCUGGACUGUAUCGAGCUCAAAACCUGGCUGUUCGAUCCCGCAACUCCGGCACCCAUCAACAGCCCUCUUCUGGCAAUCCGACGGUCCCCAACCACAUUACUUGAACAUUCACUUCUUCAAACUCGUCCGCAUCGUUGGCUUGCGCUUGUACCUGGAUUUCGAGCAAGAUGAAAGCUACACGCCGACACGUAUCAUCUUUCUUGCGGGCAGCGGAAUGAACGAUCUGCAAGAGUGGGGUGAGAUGAAGCUCGAGAGCCCCAGGGGAUGGAUAUGGGCAGAUUUCAGCGGCGUAGGGGACCCAGACAGCGAUUCCUCCGACGCAGACGAAGACGAAGGAAGAGAGGAAGAAGAGGGGAGAAUGAUACUCGACGCUGCCCCUCAAACGUCCGCCCACGACCCAGAAGACGACACGGAUUCCGAGUUCGAAAACUUCCUGCCCCCUCGCACACGCAGCUCUGCCUUCCAACACUCCCACACCAACCAGUCUGCCCAGACACACUCACCCCUACCCGUCAUGGCCUAUCACGCGCAAACACCAAACCGCACUCCCUUCACUCCUGUCAUCCCAAGCCCCCCACGCCAGAGUCCGUCGCGUCGUAAACCCCUCAGUAGGCCCGCCCCCAAGAUGCCCGUCCUCCGCGCACACCUCGUGCAAGUCAAGAUCCUGGAGAACCACCAGAACGGCAAGGACACGCAUCUCCGCGGUUUGCAGAUCUUUGCGCGCAACGACGAGGCGGAGGGUCGAGGGUCCGCGGCGGUGAGAAUGAUCAAGGGGAGCGAGAUGAAGCUUUUGACCGGGAGUGCGAAUGAGGUGGGGAAGGGCGGCAAGAAGGGCGCGAAGAAAUACGAGAGGCUGGAUUUGGGGACCGGGAGUAGGAGUGCGUGGGAUGUUGAGCCGAGUAUACGGUGA
Molecule: messenger RNA, 1074 nt
Organism: Dothidotthia symphoricarpi CBS 119687
Lineage: Eukaryota; Fungi; Ascomycota; Dothideomycetes; Pleosporales; Dothidotthiaceae
Product: galactose-binding like protein
Exons: 2
Coding region: 1-1074 (357 amino acids)
Biological process (GO): protein K11-linked ubiquitination; anaphase-promoting complex-dependent catabolic process
Cellular component (GO): anaphase-promoting complex
Source: RefSeq, a predicted model, not a curated record